Messenger RNA from Magallana angulata, 3040 nucleotides. RefSeq names its product calpain-8-like. Gene Ontology annotation, molecular function: calcium-dependent cysteine-type endopeptidase activity. The transcript is spliced from 17 exons. Gene Ontology annotation, cellular component: cytoplasm. Bases 347 to 2329 code for a protein of 660 amino acids. Gene Ontology annotation, biological process: proteolysis. Lineage: Eukaryota; Metazoa; Mollusca; Bivalvia; Ostreida; Ostreidae. The record is from RefSeq and is a predicted model, not a curated record.
GAUUCACCAGCUUGCACCCGACGUUUUAAAUUCAUCACGUGACGUCGCUCAAUACUUUGUGAAUAACAUAACAACAUGUACACAAGAUAGAAGGAAGAAAAAACGUGUGGAAUUUCCAUGGUGGAUAAUAUCGAGGUUUGUUUUCAGCGCUCCAUACCAUUGUAAACGAUACCACUGUCUAUUGUUGCUGAUCAUUUAUAACAUCCCAUACCAUAAAACGAAGCAAUACUAAAAAAAGGAGAAAUUUCUUCGGUGGUACAAAAAGGGUCAAUGCAAGAAAACAAACCCCAUUGUAAUAUAAUACCGACAUCGACGCAAUACAGAUAGGGUCUGCAAAUUUAUAACGAUGGAAAUUCUAUUUCGCACAGCAGAAGAAAUAUUUAGAUACGGAAGCCCUGAACCUAGAGCUCCUAAAUUUGGGCAAAAAUACGAUGAAAAUGACUUGGGUCAGUUUGAGAUGCAAAUGGAUUUCCGGUCUAAUCCGGAAGAAUACGAUUAUGAGGUUCGCCCGAGAGUGUCUCCCGGUCAACUGUACACUGACGAGGAAUUCCCCCUGUGGGUUGCCAUGGGCAAAGAUCAUAACCGGAAGCCCCUGGAGUGGAAACGUCCGAAGGAGUUCGCCGAAAAACCAUGUCUGUUCUCUAAGGGUACCUCACGCUAUGACAUUGGUCAGGGAUCUAUCGGAACUUGUUGGUUCCUCGCCUCCGUGGCCAAUAUCGCCGACAAACCCAAACUUCUUCGCAGGAUUAUUCCCCGUGACUCCUACCCCGUGGAACCUCAGAACUAUGACGGCAUCUUCCACUGUCGAUUCUGGCGCUUUGGUAUCUGGGAUGACGUCUUCAUUGACGACUAUCUGCCAAUCAUCUACAAAAAACAGAUUUACUCCGCCCACUCUGUCACUGAUCCUAACGAGAUGUGGGUGUCCCUUCUGGAGAAAGCUUUCGCUAGGAUGUAUGGGAGUUACACAGAGGUGAGUGGCGGGGUAUCGUCCGACUCCUACAUGGCACUUACAGGGGGCGUGCCGGAAGAUUUCGACCUGAAAAAACUCGACAUGGAGCCUGACCAACUACACACACGUGUCAGGAACGCCCUUUAUUCGAACGCUGCGGUUACGUGCGGCACCCCAGGCACGUUUGUCAAGAAGUAUGGCCUUCUCGGAUCACACGAGUACACAAUAAACGGCGCCGUUACAGCAAAAGGAGUUCGAUUGUUCCGGUUGCGAAAUCCUUGGGGUAAAACCGAGUGGAUAGGACCAUAUUCUGAUGGGAGUCGGGAAUGGCAGAGUAUUCAGGGUAUCAUUGAGGGACCGAACAAAGAUGACGGCGAGUUCUACAUCUCACUGGAGCACUUCCUGUACCUUUUCACUACCCUGACCAUUUGUAACAUCACUCCGGAUUUUGACAGCGACGGACGGUCCGAUUCUCUCAACUAUUGCACCUGUCUGUAUGGUCAAUGGCAAGGAGAAGAAGCCGGUGGAUUCCAGAACAGGAUGAAAAAUCCAAAGUUUCAGUUUGAAAUCGAUGAACAAAGCUUGGAUCAAAAUGGAAUCAUUCCAUUUGUUGUUCAGCUUAUCCAACGUACAAAACGGAGGAAAGCGCAAAAACUGAGCAUACGGGCCGACUUAUACCAGGUUUUAGAGAAUACGUCAGAUGAUAUCCUUGUUCUACAAGAGGAGGGAAUCCCCAGUAAAAACUUCACCUACACGUAUAGUGAGCAUACCCAGAUCUCCUUCCGGUUCUCACUCAAACCCGGAAAAUACGUCUGUAUUCCUUCAGCCAUGAACGAAGGUCAAGAACGAGAAUUCAUGCUCCGCUUGUUCAGCGCUGGUCCGCUAGGGGGCGUAAAGAAAAUAGACUCCAAUGAAGUAACGAUAAUGACCUGUGACGGGGAAGAUGCGAAAAGUUACGAUCAUGUGAAGUGUCUCACGGGUCAAUGGAGAGCAGGGUCAAACGCAGGGGGACAGGUCUCAAACAGAACCUUCCAUAUCAAUCCACAGAUCAAGAUCAAAUCAAGUGACCAGAGAGUAAAAUUCCAGUUAAUGGUGGAUUCAAAAGCUCCUAUUGGCUUAAAGCUUUUCAAGCUAAAGGGGGAGAGUGUUCCCGUUGGAAUAGACUGGUUGUACAAACAUUACCGAGACGCCGUACGGAUGACGGACGGAGAUGACGGACCGUUCAUCAUGGGGAGCUCCGCCCCCGCCGUCUACUCCCUGGAGGCGGGGUCAUAUGUCUGUCUGCUUCACAUGGACGAACCGAACACCGAGAGACGGUUCGCCCUGGUCAUUAGGUCGCAAACGCCGUUAUAUGAUAUAGAACCACACCAGAUGGAAUGAAACAGUAAAGCCAAUUUAUUAGUUACCUCUUCUGUGACUUUUAUUUUACAUUGAGACUUUCUACAAGUACAUGUCACUGGUUCCGAACAUCAUGUCAUUUGAUUUAGCUGUUGACUUUAGCUAUAGUUGUGUUUUCCAUGCACGUGAAAUUAUCUUUAUAUUUUAUUGUAUAUACACUGUGGUUUGGGUAAGAAAAGUAAUUUUAAAAUCUAUGUCGAUUUUUUUUUCAAAAUAUAGUGUGUAUUUGGAUUUAGAUUUACGUAGUGCACUAAGUCUGGUAAAGCCUACUGUAUUAACCUCGCAUAUUUCAUCAAAAAAAUAAUGUUGCAAAUCAAGGUAACUUCCAUGACCUGUAGAUUAGUGAAGUGAGUCUUUUUUGUUUCAUUACUAAUUGCUUGCGGUGUAUGUGUAUGUUAAAAUGGUUGAAAAAUUAAAUCAACGAAACUUCAGAAACGAUAUUUUUAUAUUGCAUAAUUAUCCUCUAAUCUUUAACAUUCAUUCUUUGUUAAAUGUUUUGUGGGUUUUUUUUCAAUAACCGUUAUUUUUCUAUAUUGUGAAGCAAAAGCGAUUUAACAAAACCGAGAACCUUCAGUAUUAUGUAAAAGUCUACUUCUUACAUCAUUACAAGUUGAAAAUGACGUACGUCCAAAGCAAAAAAUCAACAAAUUACGCAAGAACAAUAUUCUAGAGUUGGUCAAAUCUUCCUAAUAA